This is a messenger RNA of Mycetomoellerius zeteki, 879 nucleotides long. RefSeq lists its product as uncharacterized. The transcript is spliced from 2 exons. The record is from RefSeq and is a predicted model, not a curated record. NCBI's taxonomy places the organism in Eukaryota, Metazoa, Arthropoda, Insecta, Hymenoptera, Formicidae. Bases 28 to 501 code for a protein of 157 amino acids.
UGGAUCGAAGCUUGCGGAUUACAUGAAAUGCAGAAUAAAUAUAUAUCCCAUAUUUUUAUUUGCUCAUGUCACUUUGAGUUACCUCGGGAUUUAAUUCCAUUGAGGAAACUACCUUUUGAUGCUGUACCCACUAUCGAAAUACCUGUACCAAAUCGUCCAGUUGUAUCUAACAUAAUGGAAUGUGAUAACUCAGUUCAGCCAAUAUCGGUAACUUCCAUUCCACAUCAUUCAUAUUCCAAAGAGAAUUUUUCUUCUACAAAAAAACGCAUGUAUGCAGAACCUAGAUAUAUUUCAGAAAUUAAUAUUGGAGAUGUAAGUAGUCCAAAAAAGGCGAAAAGGAUAAUCGAUUUUGUUAAACAAGUAGAUAAAAAUAAAUGCAAACAAAUAAAGUAUUUACAAGAUCAUAACAGAAAACUUUUAAAGCGAAUUGCUACUUUGGAAAGAUUAGUAUCUCAUUUGAAAGAAUCAAAAUUGAUUUCUGAAGAUGGUGGAGAUAAUUAAUGGUAUGAUACAUAACAGAUUAAUAAUGAUAAUAUGAGCACGGUUGUCACUUCUUCGGCUAACGGAACAUUUGAUUACGUUUUUUUUAUAGAACGUAUUACAAUACAAUAACAAUUUUAAAAGUAGCAAUCGAUCUCUAGAAAGAUAAUGGGAUCUCCGGCAUAUAAAGUGGUGUACGUGAGAUAUAUAUUGUACAUAUUAUGUAUAUACUGUGUACAUUAUUAAAUUAAAUGCCUUUGUAGUUCCUUAUCAAAGGCAUUUAACAGUAUAUUAAAACACGGAAGUAAUCCACAAGCAUCGUAACUCAUUUAAUAAAAAUAUCCGUGAAAAAAGCAAGGUUCCAGUGCCUGGACACAUACCUAUUCGGAUAUUGGAAUG